AUCAAUGACUAUUGGCCGACCGCAGUGCGAGAGAACAUCCAAUGGAUUAUGGAGGAUCGUAUCCAACUCUACCUCCUGACCCAAAUCGACUCUAUGAUCUGAUAUCAAAGAACGGUCGAGGUCUAGAUCAAAGAACAAAGUGGUCGCAUGCGUGCGCAGGUCCUUUAGGACGCAGGACUCGGGUCCACGCCAGACUCUUUAACGACAGAGAUAAAGAACCAAGCCACCACACCUUCUCCUAUACUCUCAAGCUGUUCAAUGCACAGCUAUGAGCUCGUCGCAGGCCAUCGCUGUCACCAGUGCCCAGGCCCAUGAAAUAGAGAAAUAUCAUCUAAGUGAAUUGAUCUCUUCUAAUUGGCAUCAUGCUGCCCCAGGUCCCCCUAUAUCUCGCAGCGCUGUCCAAUUGGACACAGGCUCCCUCAUCAUGCCAGGACCUCCGGAUCCCCGUGUCCGUCGAAAAGACAGCAGAAGGCGAGUUCGGCAGCGACGUCGUCUACAACGACGAAGUUCUGUUCGCGCUAGCAGGGCGCAAGAUCCUUGUUUCGAAUACCUAUGAAAUGUCGGGGAGAUUCUGCGCGCCGGAUGACGAACAGAGUCCACACGCGGAUACACUCCAGCUCCUUGUCCACGGCGCCUCGUUCAAUAAGAAUAUGUGGGAGUCGCAGCUCAAGCCUGAGAGAUAUAAUUGGGUCCGACGAAUGAACUUCGAAGGAUAUCCCACGCUCGCUGUGGAUUUGAUUGGGAGUGGAAAUUCCUCGUUUCCGGAUGGGCUGUACGAGGUCCAGUCGCAGAUGUAUGUUGAGACGAUCCACGACUUGAUCCAGAAGCUCCGGAGGGGCGAGGUAGACGGGCGCAAAUGGGAGAAGAUCGUGCUAGUUGGGUUCUCGAUCGGCGGGAUGCUGGCGAACGCGCUUGCGCAGCAGUACCCUGAUGAUGUCGACGCUCUUGUGUUACAUGCUAUCACGUGGGAUACUUCUUGGAUCUACCCGGCUUUCUUGUCGGGUCUGCAAGUGUCUGCUGCACAGGUCGAUCCUGUGAAGUGGGGUCACAUUCCUUUGAUGUAUCAGACGCAGUCGACUCCUGAGGGAAGACGGGUGGCGUGUUUUGCUGGGGCUUAUGAGGAGGACGCCGUGGAAUAUGAUUUCCAUCAGCGUGAUUUCGAUACGUUAGGAGCCGCUAUCACCUUCACCUAUCUCUUAGGAGAGGCCCCCGAGUAUACGCGUCCAGUCUUCCUUGGCAUUGGAGAACAGGACUCGACAUUCUGUGGCGGUCGGUUCUGUCGUGAACAGCCGUGGGCAGUGUAUAGAAAGUUUGAGAAUGCUGCAGCGAUAGAUGUGAAGGUGUAUCCGGAGACAGGACAUCUUAUCCUGUACCACCAUAGCGGGCUGGCUUUGAUGGCGGAUUCCCUGGCUUUUCUCGAAACGCAUGGCUUUUAAGAGUGCGCGGAGCCCACUUCGCCUGACACGUCGUGUCACUUGAGAUAAAAGAGGAUUGAUGGUGAUCGGGGCAGGUAGCUAUAGCACACUCCCUAUGAUGGCUGUUCUUCAUGACAUUGUGUAUUCUACUAUCAUGACGCCUAUGAGACAGAGGUCAAAGAUAUAACAAAUAAUCCAAAUUGAACACAGCGAGCCAUGUUUGCACUCCCGUGAAUCUU
Xylaria bambusicola is the source of this 1654-nucleotide messenger RNA. RefSeq names its product Alpha/Beta hydrolase protein. The record is from RefSeq and is a predicted model, not a curated record. Lineage: Eukaryota; Fungi; Ascomycota; Sordariomycetes; Xylariales; Xylariaceae. The transcript has 3 exons. Bases 363 to 1436 code for a protein of 357 amino acids.